This is a messenger RNA of Papilio polytes (common Mormon), 1029 nucleotides long. Its product is annotated as E3 ubiquitin-protein ligase MARCH8-like. Bases 331 to 1029 code for a protein of 232 amino acids. The transcript is spliced from 6 exons. NCBI's taxonomy places the organism in Eukaryota, Metazoa, Arthropoda, Insecta, Lepidoptera, Papilionidae. Gene Ontology annotation, biological process: protein polyubiquitination; immune response; antigen processing and presentation of peptide antigen via MHC class II. The record is from RefSeq and is a predicted model, not a curated record. Gene Ontology annotation, cellular component: late endosome membrane; cytoplasm; lysosome. Gene Ontology annotation, molecular function: ubiquitin protein ligase activity; MHC protein binding; zinc ion binding.
AGCAGUUCAGACUUCAGCUACGGCUAUUGAUGUUUUUGUCUUUCUUGUUGUGGAACGAAUGAAGAAUAUUAUAGUAACCAACUAUAAAAAGACAUCGUUAAAUUGUGUUAAACUUCAUGUGUGUGCACAUUAAUAUUAUUUAAAUUGUGUUCCAAAACCUCUGUAUCGUUAUGUAGAAUACGGUUCUGUGAAAUGAAAAAGUGACAUCUUACCCGAUGACUGCUUUGUCGAUAUGCAAUGUGAUUACAAUCAUAAUUAAUAAUAUAAUGUCGUAAGCUAGGUAUAAUAUGUUAGGCGAGCAGCAUUGAGGUAUAGAUAAAAGGAGACACAAUGCCAGUCCAGCUAAUAAACGUGAAGAAUUCUUCUGAUAUCGAGAGCUGGGAAUGGGGUGGCGGAGGCUGCGUGCGGGAGGCGGUCAGAGCCGGGUCAGGGAGCAGCCGGACUUCUUGCAGCAACUCGAGCGGGGACAUCUGUCGCAUCUGUCACUGCGAGAGCGAGACUCAUAAUCCUUUGCUGGCACCAUGCUACUGUUCUGGCAGUCUAAAAUAUGUCCAUCAAAGUUGCCUGCAACAAUGGCUCACAGCCUCGGAAACUCGAUCAUGUGAAUUGUGCAAAUUCAACUUCAUUAUGCAUACGAAAAUAAAACCAUUCAAUGAGUGGCGGCUGCUGGAGAUGUCGGGCGUGGAGCGGCGCCGGCUGUGCUGCGCCGUGCUGUUCCACUGCGUGGCUGCGCUCUGCGUCAUGUGGUCGCUCUUCGUCCUCAUAGAACGUGCUGUUGAAGAAGUCAAUAGAGGACUCAUUGCGUGGCCGUUCUGGACGAAGCUGGUGGUGGUGGCGGUGGGGUUCACUGGGGGCGCCGUGUUCAUGUACAUCCAGUGCCGACAGUACCUGCACCUCUGCAACCGAUGGCGCGCGCACAAUAGAAUACUAUUAAUCCAAAACGCGCCAGAGAAGUUGCCUAUGGGUGGUUCAUCCACGUCGACUGAACUAAAACCAGCGAACACCAUCUUAGAGUUCCAAGUCGACUGA